AUGCGAAGACUACGUGGACAGUCCACUUACUACAACGACUACUGCUCCUACCUGUCGCCAGAAUUCAAAACGCGUCCCUUUGUACCUCGUGUCAAGAAGAAGAGACCGUGUGUGGACAAAGGUCCCGAAGGAAAAGAAGAGGAAGCACCACAGCCACAGCAACAACAGAAGCUGGCGAUCAAGGAUACGGAGCUUAUGAAGAUAGCAAAGGAACUUUAUGAGCCAGAUAUGGAUAGACCUACUUUGGAGCCUUUGCCGACGCACUUAAGGAUUGCCGGGUACGUCCGUCCGUCAUUGUACCGUACGGGCAUCAGCGACUACCAGGGCGGUAUAGCUCGGCUGGCGUACGAGAUGGUGCGCGACGACCGAAUCCCGCGCUACCAUGCGCACAACGGUUGCCGCCCUCGGUGGGGCUUACCGCCUGAGGGCACCAGGCAACCGGAGCUAGAUGGCGCACCUUACGACGGCGAAAGGCUUUACUAA
Messenger RNA from Diatraea saccharalis (sugarcane borer), 483 nucleotides. Lineage: Eukaryota; Metazoa; Arthropoda; Insecta; Lepidoptera; Crambidae. The record is from the annotation of a GenBank genome assembly.